Molecule: messenger RNA, 1668 nt
Organism: Thunnus maccoyii (southern bluefin tuna)
Lineage: Eukaryota; Metazoa; Chordata; Actinopteri; Scombriformes; Scombridae
Gene: lypla2
Product: lysophospholipase 2
Exons: 10
Coding region: 120-812 (230 amino acids)
Biological process (GO): protein depalmitoylation
Cellular component (GO): cytoplasm
Molecular function (GO): carboxylic ester hydrolase activity; palmitoyl-(protein) hydrolase activity
Source: RefSeq, a predicted model, not a curated record
GGGCGUGGUCAUGCGCCGACGUCACUACGCGCAGCCCCCGCCCCCCCGCCUGUGUGCGGACAGUAGCGGAAGUUCCGCUCCGUCGUGAACUGGGACAGCAAGCGCACCUCUUACAGUGUAUGUGUGGCAACAACAUGUCUGUGCCGCUGCUCGCCGAGGCCAUGACGGUGUCUGGGGAGGAGAAGGAGACCGCAGUGGUGAUCUUCCUCCAUGGUUUGGGAGACUCAGGGCAUGGGUGGGCCGAUAGUAUGAGGUCGAUCCAGCUGCCUCAUGUCAAGUUCAUCUGCCCCCACGCGCCCCGGAUUCCCGUCACUCUCAACAUGAAGAUGAUGAUGCCCGCGUGGUUUGACCUCAUGGGUCUCAGCCCCGACUCCCCAGAAGACGAAUCUGGAAUCAAGAGGGCGGCAGAGAACAUCAACGCCAUAAUUGAACAUGAGGCUAAAAACGGGAUCCCCCCACACCGUAUAAUGCUCGGUGGCUUCUCUCAGGGUGGGGCCUUGUCCUUGUAUACCGCCUUGACCUGCCAGCAUCAGUUGGCUGGUGUUGUGGCCCUCAGUUGCUGGCUACCACUUCACAGGAGUUUCCCAUCGGCGUCUAGCAGCAACAAGAACAUCCCGAUCUUGCAGUGCCACGGUGAGAUGGACUCCAUGAUCCCGGUAAAGUUUGGUGCCAUGACGGCGGAAAAACUCAAAUCCAUAGUCAACCCUCAGAUGAUCACCUUCAAAUCCUACCCAGGGCUCUCUCACAGCUCCUGUCCUCAGGAGAUGGCGGCUGUAAAGGAAUUUAUUGAGAAGUAUUUGCCCCGGAUCUGACCUCACCUCAUCCCUACUGUGACCCCCCUGAGACACUGACCUCUCACCCCCGAUCUGCCAUUCUCCCACAGGAAACAGCCAUGAGCACCCCACCCCACCCCUCCCCUCCUCCCCCAACUCCCCCUUUCUUCCACACACAUCGACAACAUAACAAACACACGCAUGAUCACGCACCCACAUUUUCACAAUAAAGAUUGGAUCCACACAACUAAACAAAACAUCUGCUUCUCAUGCAGUCCAAGCCAACAACACUCAUACUGAAAACAGAUCUGUCAAACACACUGAUUUGAUAAUAACAUAAUUAAGUGCUUGCACUUACAAGUCUUAGCCUUCGGAGGGAGAAACACUGACUCACACAGAACAUUCCCUUUGGAUUUAUUUAAAAACCUGUCUGUCGCCUCCAUCCUGACCCUAGUUUUACUCCACUUUUACCUCAUUUUGCUUCACCUUUCCUUUUUUUCAGCUGUCACAUCCUCCAUUGCUUCCACUGCCACGCCUUUCCUUCUCGCCAACACCUACCUGAAACUGUCUGUGACCAUACUAACUAUGUAACUCCAGUAGAGUUAGUGUAGUAUGGUCCCACAGAGUCUUGCUCAGGUGCAGUGAGCGCUGGUUUUUAAAUGGUUUCAGAUCUGGAGCAGCUGGUUUCCCACCAACCCAUCCACCCCACCGCCCUAGCACCCCAUUACAAGUACACCGCAGCCUGUCCUGGUCUUGCAUUGGUAAUCUAUGAAGGCUCCUUUUUACUGAAAUAUCUACAGGAGCCUGACAUUUCUUUUUUAAAAUGAGUGUGAUUAAAAUUUACUGCAUUAUAUGAAGAAAAUCCAAUUGAAAUAAAAGAAAACUAAUCAAUCGA